Podospora pseudopauciseta is the source of this 2809-nucleotide messenger RNA. RefSeq lists its product as uncharacterized. The record is from RefSeq and is a predicted model, not a curated record. The transcript is spliced from 5 exons. Bases 626 to 2761 code for a protein of 711 amino acids. Lineage: Eukaryota; Fungi; Ascomycota; Sordariomycetes; Sordariales; Podosporaceae. Gene Ontology annotation, molecular function: phosphoric diester hydrolase activity.
AUUGAGUACACGCGUUGAUUGGUCAGCCUUACCUAGCUCGGGAGGUCUCUGGGAGGUCACGUGCUCAGGCGCUUCGCUUGGCUGUGGGCCGUCCAAGCAAGUCUCUGGUUGCGGGUUUGCAAGUGUUUGUUUUCGCGUCGAAGCGGUUCUUGGUGCUGGGAUAUCUGGGUUCGCUCACGGCGCUGGUCAGUCUAUUUCUUUGUUUGCAAGCCCGGCCCCGGCCCCGGCUGGUUUACUUACUUGCUUGUUUGCUGACAGAAAAUGGUGCUGGCAAAAGAACGGAAAUGGAAAAGGUUGUGGGCUGCAAGGUAGAUAACAUAUGACCCGCCUGCUCUGGUGAGCCACGAUAUCAGAGGAGUCUACCUAUCAGGCCGAAUCACAUCUUAGCUCUAGACUGCGAAGAAGAUCAUUCCAUGACCUCUUCAUCAAGCAGCAGGCAGCAGACAGGGAACAUCGGCAAGAAGCUAGUUCUGGCCGUUGAGACUCGGCUGUAACGACGAACGCUCAGAAACUAGCCGUUCACACAAGCCAGGCUACACAAGCACUCACCUGUGCAAAGGGACUUGGGAUCACAGAUAUGUAUGUAGUUCGCGUCAUGCUCCUCACACCCAAAAAGGUUUGAUUCAUGUUAAAAUUGGAAAUGUGGCCAAUCACUCAUCUCUUUCUUCUCUUGGCCCCCUCCUGGACAUCACCUGGCUCGGUUGUUUCAGGGACUACUGUGUCAUCUACGCAGAGUAUCACAGAUGGCGAACCGAGUCUCCUAUCUGCGUUCACCGUACCUGCUGCUUUUCCGACUUCGGUGUUUCAGAACUACUAUGUCACCCCUGGGCCGACCACGGACAGUCAACCUCAACCCGUGAUUAUUGACCCGGUGUCAAACGUGACCUUCCCUUUUAACCUCACAAACCCAGACAGGACACCGACUCAUGGUCUGGACCCAAUUCUGUAUCCCCCAGCUCUGGCCAACCUGACAUACAAAGAUGCCAACACCCUAGUCCACGAUGCCAUCAACUCAAUCUGGGCCAUCUUGGAAACCAGCACAUCAGACAACUGCUCCAAAUGCACAGCUUCCCUGUUGGUCGGUCAAACCGUGGCCAGAUUUGCGCCUGCGCGGUUGCCUGAGGUUAUGAUAUCCCUUUGCAUUGGGACAGGAUUUCAAACAGCAGCUGUGUGUGAGCAGACAUACCAGGCCGCCACUUACGGCGCUCCAUGGACACAGGUGUUGACUUUUGCCAAUGUAUCGGGACUGGAUGGACAGUAUAUCUGCGCCUGGCUGAGUCCUACUUUCUGCCCUCCACCUACAGUCGUUCCAUAUAAAGUCCAGUUUCCAAAACCAAGGCCGGAAAAAACCAAAACACCAUCCAGGAGCGGGAAAAGAGUCAAGGUCCUGCACCUGUCGGACCUUCACCUGGACACCCGAUACAAAACUGGUUCUGAAGCAAACUGUACUGCUGGGAUGUGUUGCAGGAUCUCCUCAACCCACUUUUCGAACUUGAACUCAACUCAAGCUGUUAUCAAUCAGCCGGCACCACUUUUUGGUUCUUACAAGUGUGAUUCGCCCUACUACCUAGCACUUGCCGCGCUCCAAUCCAUUCUGCCCCUGACUGGUGUUUCAAUCGAGAACCCACCAGCGUUUACUUUGUACAGUGGCGACUUGGUUGCCCAUGAAAUAGAAAGUGCGAGCGGAAGAGAAUAUGUGCACUCCACGGAGGUGUCCGUUUGGCAAAUGUUCAAGGCAUACAUCGGGGGGCCCAUCUAUGCGGCACUUGGUAACCACGACUCAGUCCCAACCAACCUCGAAAGUCCUCACUCCAUCGACCGCAACGGGCCUCUCGGCCAACAAUUCUCCUGGCACUACGAUCAUAUCUCCAAGCUCUGGGAGCACUAUGGUUGGAUCGACAAUGCUACUCAGACCCAAGCUUCUUUGCAUUAUGGCGGCUACUCUAUUGGCCAUCCGCUGGGCUUGAGGAUUAUUACAAUCAACACCGAUUUUUGGUACCAAGCCAAUAAUUUUGCAUUUCUACAUGCUGACAACCCAGACUACUCGGGAAUUUUCUCCUUUCUCGUGGAAGAGCUUCAGAAAGCUGAGGACGAAGGCCAACGGGUAUGGAUCAUGGGCCAUGUGCCCACCGGCUGGCAGGGCCAAAAUGCUCUCCCUGGGGGGUCGGAUGCUUUCUAUCAAAUCAUUGAGCGAUACUCUCCGCAUGUAAUUUCUAACGUGUUUUUCGGUCACACCCAUGAAGACCAAGUUUCCAUUUUCUACAGUAACAAUGGAACUUUACAAACAGCAUAUGAUGCUCUUGUUACGGCAUGGACCGGCCCCUCAUUGACCCCGUUAACCAACCUGAACUCGGGUUACCGCCUGUACGAAGUCGACACUGGCACAUGGGAAAUAUUCGAAGCCUACACUUACUACGCUGACGUCAACACCUUCACUACUCUCAAUGGUACCGGGCCAGUCUUCCAACUGGAAUACUCUACACGCGAGGCCUACAGUCCAGCGGGAGACUGGCCUGAGGGCGAACCUCUAAACGCCACGUUUUGGCAUCGAGUCACAGAAGCCAUGGAAAAGGACAAAGGGCUGGUCAGUCUGUUCAACACCUACCAAGGGAAGAGUAGUAUCAGGAGUCCAAACUGUACAAGUGAUGCUUGCGCAGCAGGGAAGAUCUGCUACAUAAGGAGUGGCAGCACUGCCUUGGGAAGGGCUUGUCCGCAAGGCUUUGGCAGUGUCCAAAGCCCAUACACCGGCGUCAACUUCUGAUAAAGACUGUCUUUCAUAGAAAAGAAUAUAUCGUGUGUUGUCUCCUAA